UUAUUUUUUUUUCCUUAGUUGCUAUUGUUAUCCAUUCAAUUAAUUACUCUAUUAAAAUCCUCACGCUAAGCAACCCAAUUUCCAAUCUUCUUCCUCUUUAAAAAUCAGAUUUAAACCCUUCAAGGAAAAAAAAACAAGCACCAACAUUAAUAUCAACUUCACAAACGCAAACACCAAUCCACCAAAAAAAGAAAGUUGAUACGUUAUCAAUUUGAAUCAAGAACCAAGAAUCAAGAAUCAAGAAUCGAAGAGGAAAAAAUGGAGGAUUCAGGGCGUAAAGGAGAUCCAUUUCCAGGAUUUGAGAUGAGUUGUCACAAGGACGAUUGCGUUUUCCGGCGAUCUCUUAGCUGCCGACUCCAGAGACGAGCUCCUUGUCCUCUCUUAUUACCACCAAGACCUCCUCUUUCUGCGGAAGCUCCUUCUGCGACCGGCGUUUCCGCGUCUGCGUCUGCGUUUUGUCAAAACGGCACAGAUCCGAUCCCUCUCUUGUCUCCUCUCGUUCUUCCUUCAAUGCUUCAACCUAAUCCCACAACCACCUCUCAUUGACUCUUUUUAAUCUCUUAGGUUUUUUUUUGUUUUGUUUUUCUGUAAUGACUAUUACCAAUGUUCUUCAACUCAUUGAUCUUUAUAAUUUUUUUUUUUUUUUGUCAA
This is a messenger RNA of Eutrema salsugineum, 651 nucleotides long. RefSeq lists its product as uncharacterized. NCBI's taxonomy places the organism in Eukaryota, Viridiplantae, Streptophyta, Magnoliopsida, Brassicales, Brassicaceae. The coding region runs from base 259 to 546 and encodes 95 amino acids. The record is from RefSeq and is a predicted model, not a curated record. The transcript has a single exon.